AUGUUAAACUAAGAGGUGAUUAAAUAAAAUUGUAGUUUAAUUCUUAAAGGAGAAACACAAGAGAAAGGGAAUUUAUACUUAGGAAAUCUAAAUUCAAUCGAAGAAGAGAAUCUAAAAUCAAAGUCGAUAAAAGCCGUAAUCACUGCUGCAAGAGGGGUUAAUACAACAAUCAAAAAUGUAAAUCAUUAUGUUAUUGAAGCUGAUGAUGAUGAAAAUUUCUAAAUAAUUUAACACUUUUAAAAAGCAAUCAAAUUUAUUGAAUAGAAUUUAAAAUCAACAAAUGUAUUGGUUCAUUGUUUUGCGGGAGUUUCUAGAUCUGCAACAAUAGUUUGUGCAUAUCUAAUGAAAAUUGAAAAAAAAGAUAGUGAUACCAUACUAGAAAAAAUGAAAGCAAUACGUCAUCAGGUGUAUCCGAAUGAGGGAUUUAGAAAUUAACUUAAAUUAUUUGAGAAGAAAAUAUUGUGA
Messenger RNA from Paramecium tetraurelia, 465 nucleotides. RefSeq lists its product as uncharacterized. Gene Ontology annotation, cellular component: cytoplasm. Lineage: Eukaryota; Ciliophora; Oligohymenophorea; Peniculida; Parameciidae. Gene Ontology annotation, molecular function: MAP kinase tyrosine/serine/threonine phosphatase activity; protein tyrosine/threonine phosphatase activity. The transcript is spliced from 4 exons. Gene Ontology annotation, biological process: negative regulation of MAPK cascade; protein dephosphorylation. The record is from RefSeq and is a predicted model, not a curated record.